UGAUCGUUAAACAGUAGGAAAAAAUAAAUAGAGUAUGCAACUGUUACCCUUUAUUUUCGGUAUAUAAACUGCUCCACAAAAGUUAAGGAAGUUCGCAAAAUUUGCGAUUAUUUUGAAAGUUACAGACUUUUUGAUCGCCAAAUUUUCAAAUACGCGAAAUUAAAUGUUUUCUCUCAUAUCUGAGUGGAUUUUUUGGCCCUACCUCUACAACUCACACUAAAUUUGGCGAUCAAAAAACCUCCAACUUUUAAGUUAAUCUCAAUAUUUGUGAACUUCCUUAACUUUUGUGGAGCUGUAUAGUUAUUCGUUAGAAUUAUUAGUAGUAAAUUAUUACGCCGAAGGACCGGAAUCGUUCCUUAACAGCCGGAUCGGCGUGCGUGCUCGCGUGCUCCACCGGCGGCGGUGGGUGGGCGGCAGGCGGCAGUUUGUGGGUAAGUGGAGCGCGGCCGAGCGACAGGGGGACAUGUUGUGGCACCUCCCGGCGGGUUCUCGCGCUCCCGUCUACGUCGCCGGCUCGGGCGCCGCGUCGCCCGACGCCGAGCGUUUCAUUAGGCCGCGAAUCGACGUCCGCGACGCGUCUUCCGCUCCGCCGCCUCGACCACCGCCUCCUGCGCUUCUGGUUGUUCAAGGAACGUCGACUUCCAGCGAAAUGCAUAGACCAAUCGUUAAGAAACCCAAAAUUCCCAAAGUAGAAGGAAAAAGACCACCUGUUUACAGUCCUAGGUCUAGAGCAGAUUCUGCUAGUGAGAGUGUCAGCAGAAUGGAUAAAGGACGUUUGCGAGGCGAAGGGGGCGGCGGAGGCAGCAGCGACGACGAAUCCUCGACGAGGGAUUUACACCGGCGGCUCCAAGAAGAGGCAUCGCUCUACAAGAAGCGCUUGGACACCUACCGGCAGGCCCAGCAGAACCAAGCAGCGCUCGUCAGCCGGUUGCAAGCAAAGGUUCUGCAGUACAAAAAGCGGUGCUCCGAUCUCGAAGCGCAAAUGGCCCAGAACCAAGUGUACCACGAACCGCCGUCUCAACCGCUGUCUUUGCCAUCGUAUUCGUUCGCGCACGCGCCGAGUUCGGCGGUCGAACAAGCCCAGCAGCAUCUCAGGGAUAUCAGGGAAGAGAGAAUCGCCGACUUGGAGACCGCCUUGCAGAAGCUGCAAGAAGAGCGCAGAAGGUCGGAACGUUUGAUGCAACUGAACACUUCGCUCAGGGAGCAACUGGAAGAGUCCCACAGCACCAACGAAGCUCUAACGGCCGAUUUGCAGAAGCUCACCAACGACUGGGAAAACCUGCGCGAAGAGAUGAUCGUUAAAGAAGACGAGUGGAAAGACGAAGAACAAGCCUUCAACGAUUAUUACAGCACGGAACACAACAGGCUGCUGAACCUAUGGAGAGACAUAGUGUCAGUGAAGCGACUGUUCACAGACAUCCAAUCAAGCACCGAAAGAGACGUGAACAAGAUCAAAUACGACAUAUCGAACAUCACCAAGGAGAUGAUCAUGGCGUGCAGCAAAAUGGACACCAACUUGUUCGCGGAAAACAUAUUUGGAAGCAAGGAGAAGCAACAGCUCGAGCAAGAGGUCGCCGAACUCCGGGCCCAAUUGGACUCUGCGAAACUCCAAACCGACUCACGCCAUCACGAACUACAAACGAAAGAAGAUAAAAUCGCGCAACUGGAGAAGGAUCUCAAUAAUUUCAAAGAAAGGUAUUUAGAGGCGGAGCACGGUUGCGCGCAAAUGGGGAAAAUGCAAGAGGAAAUCGACAUUCUGCAGGGCGCUCUCAGGGACAUAGCUCACGCGCUGAUACAGGACGCCGAGAAUAAAGACAUGGAAAUCCUGCAAUCCACCCAUCUCCACCUCAGCGCUACCACGCCUAUACCUCAAAAGUCGCCGAAAAGAUCAGCUCGCAGCAUGACGUCUCCAGCAGCAUUUGCUGAGAGUACAAUAUCAGCUGUGCAAGCCGCCCUUCAUAAAUAUCAGUCAUUCAUUCACGAACUACAGGUAAAGCUCCAGUCGAAUAAGGAGCAACUUUUGCUAGUUCGCAAGCAAUACGAAAAUUCGGAAAACAGCGCGGCCGCCCUGGAGAAGCGCCUGAAGGAGCAGGCGGCCCAGCUGGACGCCUGCCACGUUCAAUGCUCCCGUCUGACCCAAGACAGGGACAUCAUUCAGAAGAACCUGGAGAGCGUCAAAUCGGAGAAGAACCAGCUCGACAAGAACCGCGUCGAGGUGAACUCGGUGGUGGAGUCCCUGCACCAGGACUACGAGCGAUUGCAAAAGUCGCACGGCAAGCUGCAGAAGGAGGUGGACGGGUUGCAGGACGAGAAGGCGUUCCUGCUGUCGGAGAUCGACAGAUUGAACCAGGAGGCCGAUUUGAGGGAGAUCACGCUGAGAGGCGAGGAGGACCGGUGCAGCAGAAUGAGGGAGGAAUUGCUGAACGUUAGAGAAGAACUGAACAAAUCUUACUUGUCCUACGAUAUGCUCGAAGCUCAAAAAUCCGAGGCAGAUAGUACAAUAGACAAUCUCGAAAAAAUCAAAGCUGAUUUGGAGCUACAACUCGAUAAAGCUCUAGGCGACAGAACCGACGUUCACGAUUCGCUACUGAAAAAAGAAGCGCUGCUUUCGAACCUCGAGCAAGACAAAAAGAAGCUACUAGAAGAUAUAAAACAAAUGGAAGGCGAGAAGAAAGCGCUGCAACACCAGUGCAACGAUCACCAAAGCGACAUCCAGUCGCUGAGGAAGGAGCUACUUCAAGCCGAACAGCAGAAACUUGAUCUGGAAUCUGACAAAGUGUCGAUGUCGGAGAAAUGUAAAUUUUUGGAAAUCGAAAAAGGAAAGAUCGAAAUAGAACUAAACCAAGUAAUGAGAGACAGAAACGACCUCAGCAAUCAGCUAAGCGUACAGGGGAGAAAAAGAGACGCCCUCAACGAAGAGCUCGUCAGGUGCAGGCAGAAACUGGAACAAGCCAACGAAACCAACGCCAGAAUUAACAGAACUCUGGAAGAUUUAGUCAAAGAAUGUGAAGAUAAACAGUGCACCAUCGACGCCAUGGAUAAGGAAAUCCAACGGUUACAAGAACUAUUAGCCACCGUACGCACGGAAAAGGAAACCUUAGAGGCCGUUCUGUUCGACACGCAAACCAAUCUCGAAUCCACCGAAGACAAAAAAUCCCAACUCGAAAAAGACCAGCAAGAAUUGCUGAUAAAACAAGAAAAACUAAAAGCCCAAGUCGCCAAGCUGGCCAAAGAUUUGGAGAAAUCCGAGAAGAAAUUCGCCGAAGUCAAAGCCAGCAUGACCCUGUCGGCCGGCAACAAAGAGGCCGAAUUCAAGCAAUCCUUGGACAAGCUGAAGCAACUCAACGAGGACAACGUCAGGAAGCUGACGGAGGAAAGGGAGCAGAUCAGGGCGUCGUUGGAGAAGCGCAUGCAACAGUCCAUGCAGCAACUAGGCAACGAGAAAGACGCCGAAAUUCACCAGUUACUCGAAAGAAUCGACAAUCUGCAGCACCACAUCGAAAAUUUGUGCCAACAACACGAGGAAUUGAUGCUGAGAGCCGAGAAUGAUAAGCAACAAGCUUUGCUUAUUGCUCACCACGACCACCAGGCGUUGCACGACCGGUUCGAGGCCGCCCGAAGGGAGCUCGAAGACGAGAGAGACGGCUCGGAGAGGCUGAAGCGCGAGGCCAACAGCCGCUACGAGCAGGACAGGGCCAACAUAAACAAGCUGAAAGAGGAGCUCGGCAAGUGCAGGACUAAGUUGGAGGAAGCCAGGGCGCGAGCCGAGGAGGACGUGCGCAAAUUGGAGCAGAAGAUCGAAGAGACCGCGACGGAGCGGGACAGUUGCCAAGGCGAGGUGGAGAAUUUGAAAACGCAAUUGCAACUGGCCGAAAACAAAGCCGAAAGUAUCGGAAAUCAACUGCACGAAACCAUCAGGAAGUUGAAAGAAGCUGAAAAUAAUUCCGAGUCGCUUCGUAAGGAGCUGACAGACACCAGGAGGCUUCUAACAGACGGGAACUUCGAAAAGGAAAAGUACCACAACACGAACAAGGAGCUCAGAGAUCACAUCAAAAAAACCGAAAGCGAGAAACGUGAGCAAGCUAGGCAGCUGGAGGACGCCUACAGGAAUAUAUCAAACCUCGAAGACGUUAAAGUGGGCCUGGAGAAUGAACGAAACCGGCUGCAGAAUCAGAUAAGAACUCUGGAGGCCGAGCAGCUGCAGACCGAGCACAAGGCGCAGAAUCUCCAAGAGGAGUUGCAGCGCAGCCAAGCGGCCGGCGCUCAGCAGCAAAUCGAAGAGAAAGAGCUGCAGGCCAGGCUCCUGAACGAGGUGGAGGAGCGGGAAAGGGCCCACCAGGAGGUGCACCAGUUGAGGAAGCAGAUAUCGGAGUUGGAGAGAAAUUUGGAGCAAACUCGCUUGGAAUUGAACAAAACCAGAUCGCAUUACUCCCACCUGGAGGAGCAAUGGCACGCUAGGGAGCAAGACCUUCUGGUGCACCUGGAAGACAGCAAAUCCAAGGAGAAGAGACUGGAAGACCAGAAACACAAUUUGGAAGUCUGUCUAGUCGACGCUACGCAACAAAUACAAGAACUAAAAGCGAAAUUAGGGGGCACCGAAGGGAGGGUGAGAGCGCUAGAAAACCAACUGGUCCAAUUAGAUUCGACCAAGAGGGAUGUAGAACAGAAAUUGAGCAGCGUGAUCGCCACGCUUCGCAGGAUAGCAGGAAUUCAAUUAGAUGGCACCGUUACGAUGCCUUACAGGCUACUGAGCCCUUCGAGGCGAUGGAGUCCUGCUCGAAAUUACGAAGACGGUAGGGACGGAGCAGUAGACAUCGAUCCGGAAAUAGUGAGAAAAGGAGUGAGGAAUUUAAUGCAGCAAGUAGCUCAAAUCGAAAGGGAAAGGGACGAUUAUAAAUUGCAAGUGAGCACGACGAAGAAGCAGUUAAACGAGGCCCAAGAAGGUUUGAGCAAAGGCGAUAACAAACUGGCGAAAAUAGUGCAAAAUGUCCGGGCUUUGCAAGAGGAAAAAAGCGGCUUGGAGGCGAAGUUAGGCCAGAAGAGCGUUGAACUUCAAGCUCAAGCCCAAGCGCUUGAAAAGAAGCGAGAAGAAAACAAACAAAUGAGGGAAAAAAUCGUCUCGCUCGAACUCAACCUGAGCAACACCAACGAACAAAAAUCACAAUGCGAAGAUAAACUCGACAAAAUGAAAGCGGCCUUGGAUAGACUUGAAGCAGAAAAGAGGAGUCUGCAAGAAGAACUAAACCGAAUCGAAAACCGAUCAACUAAACUGGAACUACAAAGAAUGUCAACAGAAGGGGAUCUUCAGCGAUUACAAAUGAUGCUACAAGAAAAAGACGCAAACGUCCAAAAACUACAAGAGAAAUGCGACCGGCAAAGCCGCUGCAUAGCCAGCCUGGAAGAAAGAUGCGCCUCCUUGAAAUCCACCAUAGACCAAUUGAGCGUAGCGCUCGAGAAGGCCUCGACCAGCGAAUCCGAACUAAAAUCCGAAGUCCAGAGCCUGCAAAAAGCCCUCAUGGACACCACAUCGGCCUCCCACACCGGAGCCGAACGACUCAAACAGCUGCAAAAGCAACUAGCCAACAGCGAAAACGAGCGACGCGUCAUCGUGGAGAGGUUCGAAUCCACCCAGCAGAGCCUGGCCGAGAUGCGGCGAAACAACCAAAUCCUCCAAGACCAAGUCGCCCGGCUGAACAACGAGCUGGCCAACAACGAGGUCCAACGCGCCGGAUUGGAAUCCCAGCUGAGGCUGGCCCAAUGGCCGUCAGACUCGGGCCUGGCGUCCCAUCACGAGGAAGAGCUAAAAGCCCAACUACAUUCCGUGCAAAGAGAGCGGCAGGAGCUUCGAGGAAAAAUCGAAUCCUUGAACAACAAGAUAAGGCAAUUAGAAAACGAAAACCGGAACAUGGAGAGGCAAGCGACGAAAGGCGUGAGGAGCAAAUCCUACGAGCGAGAGCAGCCGGAGAAGUACGAGACCGAAUCAUUCGCCGGCGAGAACCGGGAGUUGCGAAUCAAAAUCUCCCAACUCGAGGCCGAAUUGGCCGAGAAGGAAGCGGAAAUCGCCAGAAUAAAGAGCCAAAGACCCACCCUUGAUUCGAAGUUCGAUAGGGCGGAGAUCGAGAGGUACAGAGCGGCUCAGCUGCAAGCCGAGCGGCUGCUGGAAGCCAGAGAACAGAGCCAUAGACAACAAGUGGCCAGAUUAGAGAACCAGGUGACUUUGCUGCGCGAUCAGCUGAAUCAGGAGAUAAAGCGACGGCAGCAGUACGUGAUGAGGAGCAGCAAGGCGGGCAGGGAGAUGCAGCAGCUGCGGCAGGCGCUGGGCGAUUCGCUGCGGACGGUGUCGCAGGACCCGUCGUUGGACGCCCUCCUGCUGGAGCACGAGGCGAGGAAAUUGGACAACACGUUGUCGAACACUGCCAGUUUGCCGGCGUUAGGUUUGCCGACUUCAUCCUAUCGGAGGUCGACUACUCCACAACCGAAGUAGAGAUGAGGAGCAUGUAGUAUUUAUUUGGGUCGUAAGGUACUUUUUAAUUUAAUUUUCGACGCGUAUUGAUUACUCGUACUCAUUUAAUGCAUUUAAUCUUGUGUAGAUAUUAAUUUAUUAACAUUUUUUUUAGAAAAAUUAGUGACUUUAAUUGUGAUUAAACUGAUAGGAUAUUGAAAUGUUUUAUUUAUCUAUUAGUAUAUAAAGUAGGUAUGCACCAAUGAUUGAUAAUUGUUAUUGAAUUUCCGAAAUUUUUAUAAUCAAUGAACUUCUAUUGUCGAGUGAACACAUUCACUGCCAUUUUAUACGUUUAAUAACGAAAUAAGAAUAGUUUUGUUUAUGUUAACUCAAUUAAUUGAAUACCUGAACGUUAUUUAUUUUUAGAUUUUAAUAUUUAGCGGGUUCCGUCCAUUUUUAUACAAAAUAUGUAAUGUAGAAAAAUGAUGCUUAAUAAAAUAAUUUAACCACCGAUUACUUUGAUUGUUUCCUCAACAAAUCAAAACAUAUUUCAAUUCGAUUGGGAUAAUAAUUGCACCCAGAAAAUACUUAAAAAUUCAGUGUCUUUAUGUACAUUACUUUUCAGGAAAAAUAAAAAAAUUACUGUUCAAUUUCCUCCUCCCAGUUUUGUUGAAAAGUUGUACCAUCCUCACUGUCACUGUCUUCGUCCAUUUCCAAUUUAGGAUCAUCUUUUUUGCUAAACGUUUCGCCCAAAUUCGCCACGUAUUGCAAAGUGUAUUUGUUAAAAUCGCAA
This is a messenger RNA of Phyllotreta striolata, 7235 nucleotides long. The record is from the annotation of a GenBank genome assembly. NCBI's taxonomy places the organism in Eukaryota, Metazoa, Arthropoda, Insecta, Coleoptera, Chrysomelidae.